Molecule: messenger RNA, 3040 nt
Organism: Sardina pilchardus (European sardine)
Lineage: Eukaryota; Metazoa; Chordata; Actinopteri; Clupeiformes; Clupeidae
Product: interferon-induced protein 44-like
Exons: 9
Coding region: 103-1212 (369 amino acids)
Biological process (GO): immune response
Source: RefSeq, a predicted model, not a curated record
AAAGUCACUGUUCCUAGUCACUGUUGCAGUCAACAGAAGAAAACUCACUGUUCUCCACAUCCUUGAAAGGUGUGAGUCUCGCUUAAUUUACCAGUGUCUAUCAUGGGAUCAUCUCUUCCAAAACCAGAAUUUCAAUCUCACAUACAUGACAAGCAGGUGAAAAGAGGAGAGGACAUUGUUUUCCGAUGUGAGGCCAACACAGACCGAUUGGAAGCCACAUGGGAGAAGGAUGGAGAAAGACUGUAUGAGGGUGACCGUGUCAGCAUUAGCCAGAAUGGAAAAGACUUAAGUCUCAAGAUAAGCAAAGUCAAGGAAGAAGAUGAAGGGAAAUACACAGUAAACCUAAGGAACCAUACAGACACUGCCUCUGAUUCUGCUUCAGUCGUUGUGCUCGAAUAUGACCAAGAUUGGAGGACUAUUGAUUGGGGAAAUAAUCAUUCAAUAAAGAAAAGCCUGCAAGAGUAUAAACCCAGUGGCCAAGGACCCAAACAUCUGCGCAUCCUGCUGCAUGGGCCUGUGGGAGUUGGGAAGUCCAGCAUCAUUAACUCCAUCAACAGCAUCUUCCAGGGUCAAGUCAAAGUGGGGGCGCUAUCUUGUGCUUUAGCGAGCACCAGUUUCACUAAAGUUUUCAAAACCUGGAAAAUCAUAGACAAGGAGACGGGGCUUCUGCCAUUUGUCUUCAGUGACAUCAUGGGUCUUGAGAAGGAAGACUAUAAAGGGGUACACACCGAUGAUGUCAUCAGUAUCUUGAAGGGACACAUUAAAGAUGAUUACAAGUUUAAUUCAUCCCCACUGUCCAAAGAAAACACAAACUACAACAGUAGCCCUACUCUGGAUGAUAAGGUUCACUGUUUGGUCAGUGUUCUCUCAGCAAACAGCAUCCAUCUGCUGGAAGAAGACCAUAAAUUGAUAAAGAAGAUGCGAGAUGUCAGAGAGCAUGCCAGUGACUUAGGCAUCCCACAAGUGGUCCUCAUGACACAUGUGGAUGCAUGUCUGCUUGUGAAAAACAGCUUGAAGAACAUCUACUCAAGCAAGUACAUCAAGAAGAAAAUGCAAGACUGCAGUAACAAGUUGGGUGUUCCCAUGAACUGCAUCUUUCCAGUGAAGAACUACAGUGAGGAGAUACAGCUAGAUGAAACUGUGAAUUGUCUGAUUCUGAAUGCUCUUAAGCGUAUUGUUGAUUUUGCAGAUGACCAUGUGAGCAACUUGUAAUAGUACAAUGAGUAAGUUAUACAUGAGUAUGCCAAUUCAUGUCAUUCAACUGUCACGCUAAUUUUGUGGAAGGGGUCCACAAUUUUGUAGGAGUUACACCGCGCUCACGGUAAAGAAGGUGCCAGACAAACAAAAACUGAGAAUCUUCAAAAUAGUGCCCACUUCAGUCCUUUAUGCAAGUUUUAAUAGCCAGCCCAUAGUGAUGCGCGGUUCAGCCCAUUACCCGCGGGUCGGGCGGAUUUGGGUAGGCCUAGUAGUUUUUUCUAAACAUUGCGGGUGGGUCGGGUCAAAAAAGUAAAAAUGCAUAUUUCUCACUUGGGAACUUAUGACAUUAGGUGCAACGAAUUAGGCUAACAUUUUGCAUUACAGACUUUCUAAAUCGCAUGUACAACGCAGGAGGUGUGGUCGAGUGCAAAACACAAUUUCUCCUAAAUUCAGCAUCCAAUUGUGCCAUGUGUGACUGACUGAAAAAAGUCAAUCGCGCAUAUGCUAUUUUAUGGACAAUGAUCUGGGAUAUGGAAGGUUGUGCACAAUGCGAGAACACCUUGCUUCUGUCAUAUGCACGAAUAAACAGCUGUGCUCAUGCAAAAUGUGUUUAUGCUUGGCAGUGUUUCACGCAAAAGUAGCCUAUGAAGUUGCAAGGGGAAAUAUUAAUGGAAAAUUGUUAUGUCCAUGAAGAUGAUUUAACACUAGCUAUGUCUAGGCUGCAGAUUCCAAUUAUGAAUGAUGUGGACGAGCACAGAUUGUAAAAAUGACCUAUCAUUUUAACCACUGCUGUCCUCACGUGGGAGAAUUAGACUAAUUAGGCUACGAAAGACGUUAGGUGCGUUUUUUUCUUUCCUCGGGUCGGGUCGGAUUUGGGUCACGAUUCGAAAAUAUUUUUGCGGGUUGGGCGGGGCGGUUUAGCUCUCCUGAAGAGUCGGGUUGGUGCGGGUUUUAAAAAAAGCCCACCCGCGCAACACUACCAGCCCAGCUUUCGGUCUAACGACCAUCCUCGACCAUCUUCUGUGGAAGGUGUCCGCAACCAAUACCCGUAAUUUCCCGACUAUAAGCCGUGGCUUAUACAUUGAUUUUGCAAAAAAUUUUCCGAUAUGAGGUUAAUACAGGGGGGCAGUUAAUAUGGUGUUAAGGUUAUGUAUGGUUUUGUUUCUUUUAACUUGCACAAAACACUGCCCUGCGGCUUAUCAAUGCGGCUUAUGUGCGGGAAAGCACUGGCACUUUUGCACAAGCAAGGCAUCUUAUUUAGCGUUUAGUUGAAAAAAACUAUGAUUCUCCUAUAUGAUUUUCUCCUGGCUAAUGCUGAGCUCUGAUUUGAACUGCAGAGAAUAUUUCAACAAUAUUUCAACUCAGUUCUGUUGGUUUAAAAUAAUUGAAGUUUCUGUAUUGUAUUUUGCUGUAUCUGAGUGUAUCGCUCUGACAUUACUCUACAUGCUCAUGUGAAUUUUGUUUGUCUUACUUUCCUUCUCACUUCUGUUCACAGACAGACAGACAGACAGAGACACACACACACACACACACACACACACACACACACACACACACACGUACACUCAGUACAUUUACAUGCACAGUUAAGUCGAGCUACAGUUGAAGCACAGCUAGGGGAUUUGACCGGACCACUGUCCUUGCCAUGUAUACAUGUCUGAAGAAAAUCACUUUAUUGACAGAUCAGAAGUAUGAAUGUCUUAAGCCCGGCGCCCACCGGACACGAUCCUUGAUGCUCGGUCCUCCAGGCUCGUUCCCACUGAUCUAUAACUAACACUGGAUAGAUUAUCCCAUUGUUGCCGCCCCAUCAUUCUUUAUGUAGAUCAGUGAGGACGAGGAUGUA